Molecule: messenger RNA, 1533 nt
Organism: Ambispora leptoticha
Lineage: Eukaryota; Fungi; Glomeromycota; Glomeromycetes; Archaeosporales; Ambisporaceae
Source: the annotation of a GenBank genome assembly
AUGUUAAGGGAGGUUCUUGAUUACCUCAAUAUAAAAAAAGAUGGAGUUUAUGUUGAUUGUACUUUUGGUAGUGGCGAUAAUUUUGCUAAUUUGGAAGAAAAUUUUAAGCGUCUUAAUUUAAAGGAAAUAGAUGGGUUUUUAUUUGAUUUAGGAAUUUCUUCUUACCAGUUGGCCGAAGAAAGCAGAGGUUUUAGUUAUCGAUUAGAUUCACCGCUUGAUAUGAGAAUAAAUCAAGAAGAGAAACUAAAAGCAGAAGAUAUUAUAAAUAAUUAUUCUUCAGAAAAAAUUAUUAGUACUCAACAGUUGGUUAGGAUAGUUGCUGCCUGUUUUCCUCAUAAGAAAAAUAAGCAUCCGGCUCGCAAGAUCUUUCAAGCUCUUCGUAUCUUCAUUAACAAAGAGUUAGAGAAUCUUUCCCGAGCUUUAAAAAGUGCUUUUAAAUAUCUAGCAUUAGGAGGAAAAGUUAUUGCUAUUAGUUAUCAUUCUCUAGAAGAUCGUAUUGUUAAGCAGAUAUUCAAAAAGUAUAAUUUACUUGGAAAAUUCCGAAUAAUUACCAAAAAACCUUUAACUCCUAGUAAAAAAGAAGUAAGUGAAAAUUACAAAUCACGUAUUGAUAAUGUUAGUUUGGUUUUUCAGAAAAAUGAUUACCAUGACUUCCAAAUUGAAAAAUUUUCUGAUCAAUUAAUAAUUACUGCCAAAAGUGAUAGCAAAGAAGAAGUUACACGUUUACUACCUUUGUUAAGGAAUGUGUUUGGAAUUGAGAUAUUUUUUCUUGCUUUUCGUUUAAGGGCUGAUUUAGGUGAGUUAUACCAGUUUGUAGAAGAUUUUUUUAGGGGUAGCACGAGUAAUGCUAGUACCUUUAAGUUAGAUAUUAGUCGGAGCAAUAAAAAUUUCCUCAAAGAUUCGUUGACAUUGCAAAAAGAAUUAGGAGCAAUUAAAUUAAGUGGUUUAGGUGGUUUGCCAGUUGGUAGUUCAGGUAAGGCUUUACUACUUUUGAGUGGGGGAAUAGAUUCUCCUGUAGCCGCUUACCAAUUAAUGAAAAGGGGUUUGGAAAUCAUUUAUUUGCAUUUUUAUCAACAAACCGAAGUUGAUUCUCGACCUAUUUUAACUGAAAUUAGGCAUAUUAGUGAAGAAAAAUAUCGCUUAAUUAUUUUAAAGAGAAUGUUUAUUCGCUUAGGUUGUUGGUUAGCUGAUAAAUUAAAAAUUAUGGCUAUUGCUACUGGUGAUUCAUUGGCACAAGUAGCUUCUCAAACUUUAGAGAGUUUAGUGGUGCUUCAAUCGCGCAGAAGUGCAGAGUUGCCCGAAUUUAUUUCGCCUGAAUUAGUUGAAAAGUUCUCGUUAGAAAUAAAAGAAAAAAAGAAAAAUCCUGAGGUUAACUACGAUUCUAGUCUAAAUAUUGGUGAUUUAGUAAAAAUCACGGAAGGAACCUUUGCCAAUUACGAAGGAAAAAUUACUGCUUUUGAUGGGAGAAAAAAACGAGUUAAAAUCGAUAUUGAUUUUGCGGGAAGGUUAACUCCAGUUGAUGUACCGAUAGAA